Messenger RNA from Phytophthora nicotianae INRA-310, 802 nucleotides. RefSeq lists its product as hypothetical. The record is from RefSeq and is a predicted model, not a curated record. The transcript has 2 exons. Bases 1 to 723 code for a protein of 240 amino acids. Lineage: Eukaryota; Oomycota; Peronosporomycetes; Peronosporales; Peronosporaceae.
AUGUCCCUCCUGCGGCGCAAUGUGGGCCAAGUGUCAGACUCAGGCCGAGAGCGGGGAGGUUCGACGAUCUGGGAAGAUGAAGCCGAUGAGUACUGGAAGAAGAUGGAGCCGGCCAAGCGUUGUCGAAGAAUCACCAACUAUCUCGGUGGACUUGUGGUCUUCGUGCUGCUCUGCGGUGGCGUCUUUGUCGGCGCUCGAACGGCAUUAGACGCAGAGAACAUUGCAGCGUUGAAAGCCAGAUUCAUGUCCCCCAUAGUAGCCGUCACUCCUGAAAACGUCUCGAAUGUCGAAACUAAACCAGUCGAAGCUACCGCCACAGUAUCGACUCCAGAGCCUGCAAACUCAGCAUUAAUUGAAACAGACCAUGAGGUGCUACGUGGACGCUGUCGCGUACUCGGCGUACAGACUCGCUGGCAUGAAGAAACGUGCAGGAAGCUCUGCGUGCGCGACCCGCACAACGCCGCGUGUAUGAACGGAUGUUCGUACGGCUCCCUCACAGUGACCAAGCUCGUGUGCGACAAGAUGGAGGCCACUGAAGCCGCGUCGGCCUCGCGUUGCCCCGACGGCGUGAGCUGCAUGGAGGCGUGCCGCGCCUACGACGACGAAACACCCUUCCCGGACCUGCGCAACUCGUGCGCUCGCGGCUGCUCCAACAUCGUGCCCUCGGCCUGCGCUCGCUCUCUGCAGAUUUACCGGGACCUCGCUCAAGGCACGGUGCAGUAGCGGCCACCAGUAAUUAUUCACACAGCACAUAGCAACCACCUCCAAAAAGGCACUAAAGAUACCUAAUUAUCGCCAUCCU